Molecule: messenger RNA, 3074 nt
Organism: Annulohypoxylon truncatum
Lineage: Eukaryota; Fungi; Ascomycota; Sordariomycetes; Xylariales; Hypoxylaceae
Product: WD domain-containing protein
Exons: 3
Coding region: 639-2462 (607 amino acids)
Biological process (GO): positive regulation of anaphase-promoting complex-dependent catabolic process; positive regulation of ubiquitin protein ligase activity; anaphase-promoting complex-dependent catabolic process
Cellular component (GO): anaphase-promoting complex
Molecular function (GO): anaphase-promoting complex binding; protein binding; ubiquitin ligase activator activity
Source: RefSeq, a predicted model, not a curated record
GGAUAGAGCCAUGCCGUCCACCUUCCUUACCUUAGCAAGAUCCAUUCAGCCGUUGCCAUCCAACUUCAAUCAUAAUCCGCGAGAGUCAAUCACCCACCUCUUUCCCACCUCCCUCCUGCCAAAUUUUGUGAUAUCGACGACUAACGAGCAAACUCUACAAUAUCUCUAUUAAUUGGAAUAUUAGUCACUUAUUGUUUUGGGUUUUUUGUUUUCUCUCACCCAUUCAUCACCGAGAGAACCCGUCGAAUCGAAAUCGAAGCGCUUGAAUCUCACGAUCACUACUCCAAAAAACGAUUGCCCAUUUAUUCUUUUCUCAACUGCCACAUUAGUCUGUUCAACAUCGUCUUUCACAGAAGAGCAUGCGCUAGAAACAAAAUUGCGAACCCCGAGGGGACUCACAGGAGAUUCUCACUUGAUCACUCCAUUAUCUACUACUUCAUAUUCCAUCACCUAGCACGCUGUUUUUGCUUCUCUCGUCUCCUUGUGACGAAACCGUCACCAAAUUAGAAACAGACCCCAGAACAAACCGGCUUUGCGCCACUCACCAAUUCACUUUUCAGAAUCUACCCAUAUUAUCCCUUGCCAGAUAAUCUAGCCUUUGCGAUCACUACCUGAACACUAAGUGAAGAGAACGAAAAAUGACGUUAGAGUCUGAUCCAGUGUCUACGACACUGUCAUCUCUAAAACGACAAGCGCACGAUUCGACUAGUCCUUCCAUCCGAACACCAUCAAGAAUAGCCACCCCUCCUCCACCAUCCGAUCGAGGGACACUUCAGGUGAUGAAUAAUGGAGAUGGAGGGAAGCUAAAAAGUGCUCGUCAUAGUGGCCGAGGAUCAAGUAUCGGUGGUAUUGAUCCUGAGAAUUUGACACGAGCCCUUUCCAGAGAGCUUUCCGGAGAGAGACGAGAUAGCACAUCUGGUGCUAGUCCGAGCAGAAAGAGGCAACGAAUAAAUGCUGACAGAUUCAUUCCUUCCCGCUCGGGCCAAGAUCUUCAGGCUAGCUUCAGCCUCUUGCAUGAAGAAGGUUCCCCAGCAACGCCCUCUAGGCAAAAGAAGCGUACGCCGCACGGCGAGCUUCACUUCCAGAAGACGGAAGAGGCGAACCGAAUAUUCUCGACGGUUUUAAGAGCAGAGCUCUUUGAAAACACGAUACCACAGGCGGCUCCUCAAGCGUUGUCACCAGACAGCAACUUGCCGGGCUCGUCACAUUCAACACACGUUCACGAUGGCACGAGAUCCCACACACCGCCAAGCAACCCCCCUCCUUCCUUGCCUUCCACCUUCACACCAUCGACACCACACAAGAACCUCUUUUCUUAUAUGUCUCCCCGACAUCAUUCUAACAUCGCUGGCCACCCGACGCCAAACCGCACCCCGCAGAGCAGACACGGCCCCAAUCUAGAUAUCCGAUCAGAGAUAUACAGCAUAUCUCCAGUUCGCUUUGGAAGCCAACAAAUGCUUCUGAGUCCGAGACGUCAGCCACGUGCGGUCAGCAAAGUACCUUAUAAGGUCUUGGAUGCGCCGGAGCUUGCAGAUGAUUUCUACCUGAACUUGGUCGAUUGGGGUAGUGCUAACGUUUUAGGUGUUGGCCUGGGAUCAAGUGUCUAUAUGUGGAAUGCACAAACGAGUCGGGUCAACAAGCUUUGCACACUCGAGGAUGACACUGUAACGAGUGUGUCCUGGAUCCAAAAAGGCACACACAUCGCCAUUGGCACCGGCAAAGGGUUAGUUCAGAUCUGGGAUGCCGAAAAGACUAGGCGUUUAAGAACGAUGACGGGACAUACCGCACGUGUAGGAUCUAUGGCCUGGAACACCCACAUCCUCACAUCAGGAUCGCGAGAUCGGCUAAUUUACCAUCGUGACGUGAGAGCCCCGGACCAAUGGAUGCGAAAGCUUAUGGGUCAUAAGCAGGAGGUGUGCGGCUUGAAGUGGAACUGCGAAGAUGGCCAACUAGCAAGUGGAGGAAACGAUAAUAAGCUUAUGGUUUGGGAUAAGCUGUCCGAAACUCCUCUCUGGAAAUUCUCCGAUCACACCGCUGCGGUUAAGGCAAUUGCCUGGUCGCCUCAUCAGCGUGGUCUUCUUGCGUCGGGUGGCGGCACGGCCGAUCGAAGAAUAAUAUUCCACGAUACAGUACGUGGAUCGGUCAUCAACGAAGUCGAUACCGGAAGCCAAGUGUGCAACAUUUCGUGGUCCAAAAAUUCGAACGAGAUCGUCUCAACCCAUGGCUACAGCCAGAACCAGAUCGUCGUAUGGAAGUAUCCCGCCAUGACCCAGGUGGUCAGUCUCACCGGACACACGUACCGAGUCCUGUAUUUGGCAAUGAGUCCAGACGGACGAACUAUUGUGACAGGAGCCGGUGACGAGACUUUGCGAUUCUGGACCGUGUUCGGACGUCGGCCGGGUCAGAGAGAGGACAGUGACGGCGGCGGAGGGCGACUGAGUGACUGGGGCGUGAUACGCUGAGGAUUCCAGUUCCUCCGCCAUGCAUGCGUACGAUAGGAUGGUAAACCCCACGUUUGCCAUACCCAUCUUCGUACUUAAAAUUUCCGGCAUUUUCAAGGGAGUCACCUUUACAGUUGGGUUGCAUCCACGGGCGUUAUCGUUUUCACGAACUUUACAUUUACGAACCUACGUGGAGGAGGGAAGGGCUGGAUUCUCGGUUGCUCAGUUACUAACCGCGUCAGGAGGUUGACUAGCUAACUAAUUUGCAUUCGACCACCUUUAUGAUAAUGGUGGUGAUGGUGGGGCGGCGGCGGCGGCGGCGGCGACGGACAAUCCUGUUAUCUAUGGGCAGCAAGGCGUUGAGGGAAGUGGGAGGCAGGCUCCUUACGGAUAGGAACCCAUUAGUAGGAUCAAUUGAGGAACAUGAUGAUAAAAUCCAUUCGGCUCGGUAGCAUCAUCGUAGGUAUUGUUACGAGCGUUGUAGGCUAAAAAGCGUAGUAAAAGGUCCCAAAACUAGCUGUUCGUAGCUACGCGUGUGAUUUGAUAUACCUAAUACGAGGUCUGUCAAUCUGUGACGAGCUUCGCAUAUUCAUCAAUUCCCGAUGCCCCCUUUCGAAGUAUUACGUGGACGGG